UCUUUUUUCCAUUUGUUAUGUCUUGAAUGUACACACCUGGUUCCCAUUAAGUUAUUAUUAUUUCCCUAUUUAACCCUCUGGUUCCCAUGAUGUUUUGUGCGUGAUUAUUCCUGGUAUGUGUUAGUCGUUUGUGUUAGGGUUUGUUAUCCCUGCGUGGAUUAUUUUGGCAGAUUUAUUUUUCAGAGUAAAGUACGUUAUUUUUACUCAGUUCUGUGUCCUGCGCUUGACUCCGUCCUCACGUCCGCACAACUGACAUAUGACACGAACAUAGUACGCAAGUAGAAACACCAUGGGACCACGCAGCCGUCAUACCACUCAGGAAGGAGCGUUCUGCCCCAUCUCUGGAUUUAUAUUUAUGUCCCAUCUCUCUAUAUAGAUGUAUGCUCCAUUUAUCAUGUUUUAAGGUAAGACCCAGAUGCAGACUGUGUCGAAGUAACAAUGUUUAUUACAAGAACAGGGGCAAAGGUACAGGAUGGCAGGCAGGGUCAGGUCAGGCAGAGCUCGGUAAUCCAGAGUUGUGGGGCAAAGGUACAGGACGGCAGGCAGGCUUAGGGUCAGGGCAGGCAGAAGUCGGUAAACCAGAGUAGUGGGACAAAGGUACAGGACGGCAGGCAAGCUCAGGACAGGCAGAAGGGGCAAAGCCGGGAAAAAACUAGAAAAGGAAGACACGACUAAGACAAGACAGGAGCGAGGGGAAAAACGCUGGUAGGUUCUACGAACAAAACAAACUGGCAACAGACAAACAGAGAACACAGGUGUAAGUACACAGGGGAUAAUGGGAUAGAUGGGCGACACCUGGGGGGGUGUAGACAAGCACAAAGACAGGUGAAACAGAUCAGGGUGUGACACCAUGUCUCUAUAUAGAUGUAUGCACCAUCUAUAUAUAUAUAGAUGUAUGCACUAGGUCUAUUAUGACAAAUAUAUAGAACAGUCAUAAAUGACUUAUAAACAGCAUAUCUGAGGGCAUGUAGUUGAACUUUCUGCUUUUGACGGAGCAUGUACUUUUUCAGAAUAAUGUGCAUACUGUUUAUUUAAGUUUCUUGUGAAAGUGAUGAAGUUUCAUUUAAACUAGAUUUCAUCACUGGACUCGUAACGGUUGGCUUUGACACUCUGAACAAGGAAAUAUAGUGCAUUCUUUGCCCUCAGCCCUGAACUCUCUUUGCUAAACUCACUGCCAAGUUGAGUCUUGAUCAUGCUUAGGAACUGGCACUGCUAUCCUUUUUUCCCCUCAGAUGUUCUCAGCGUUUUACACUGGAAAACUAGGAAUUCAUUUUGAAAUGUUAGAGGGUAGCAUCUGAACUUGAAAUGGAGCUGCAUCGGAUAAUUACAUGAGACUGGUGUAAAAAUUGAUUAAUUCUCCAAAUAGUAAUGUCAGAUUGUUUGGUCAUGAGUUGGCAGUGUGGAGAAGCUGGCUAAGGGGAAAUCUGACAUGCCUAAUAUGCCCUCAAGAGGGGAAUGUUUCCUUGAAAAUGUUGUUUCGUGUCAUAUUAGAUUUCAGUGAUAACCGAGUUGGGUCAUAAAUUACAUAUUUUUUAGCAGAAGAUAGGCAGAGGAAGUCAACAACAAAUAUUUAUAAUAUAUAAAUAGAGAUUUAGAACAGUCAUCUCUGUCAGCCCUGAGACGUCCGGACUACAGUAUGCCUGGGGUCUUGUUCUGUGGAAAGGCUGUGGUCUUGGAAAUAGUCAAACCGAUACGGCUUGUUUAUAGUUGUGCAUGGGUCCAAAAACACCCAAUUAUUCUCACUUUCUCUCUCUCUCCUCCCUGUCUCCCCCUCUUCUCUCUGGAGCGUUACGUGGAUGGGGGAAUCAGUGACAACCUUCCUCAGUCAGAGCUGAAGAACACCAUCAGCAUCUCUCCGUUCUCCGGCGAGAGCGACAUCUGUCCACGGGACACCUCCUUCAACUUCCACGAGCUGCGCUUCACCAACACCUCCAUCCAGAUUAACCUGGACAAUAUGUACCGCCUCAGCAAUGCCCUGUUCCCCCCAGAACCCAAGGUCAUGGCAGAGAUAUGCCAGAGUGGCUACAAGGACGCCCUUCGCUUUCUUGAGGAGAACCAUCUGCUGAAGCUGGAGUGUCCGACUGCCGGCCCCAACCUAUCAGAAGCCAUACACACCUGCUGCUGCAAGCCCACCGCCACGGAAACCACUAAGGACUGGAUGCUCCGCCGGCUCCGCCUCCUGAGGAAGCGGCACUGGUGGCUGGACGAGCAGAUUGUUGACAACCUGCCUACCCAAAUCAAAAAAGUGUUCUGUGAGGCGUGCCAGCAGAAGCCGGGUCUGUAUGCUCAGGUGUCCGAGAUGCUGCCGGUCAGAGUGGCCUCCUACAUGCUCCUGCCCUGCACACUACCUGUGGUAUCAGCCUACUCAGUGGGCAAGAGGUUUGUGGAGUGGAUCCCAGAGGUGCCUGCAGAUAUGCGUUGGCUAGCUGGGGUGGCUGGGGAUGUGGCUGGGAGCGUGUACAGACAGACCUGGAGAGGAGCAACAGCAGACAUAACCAGUGAUGGUUCCCUGAGGAAUUGCAUGAGCCUGCCCCUACCCCUGGACAGUGACGGACACAGGGAGAGAGACUGUCAUCUCUCCGGGUUCGCUCUCUCUGCUCUUGACCUCCAAAGCCAAUACUGGAACAUCCCCACCGCCCCCUCUUCCCACCGCCGCACCAGCCCCCUCAUGCCCAGCCCCUCCCCACGACAGAUCUGCUUCUUUGUUGGCUCGCAGGACGAGACUGACUGACAGUCCCAUCCACCAAUGAGAGGACACUGUGACUUUGUUUUAAAAGAUGAUAGGACAGUCCAGCUCAAGAUCCCUCCCACAGGGCCUGUCUAUAGGCUAUAGGAACUGUGAAGGGUGGUUUGGGAUGGACAAAUGAUGGUCAUGUGAUUGAAUAGCUUUGUGAUCCAGAACUGUUGCUAAAGACACACUAAUCAUGUAUUUUGAUCACUCCACCAAUCAUAUUUUAUACUACAGUACACAUUGUAAAACAAUUUACCAGCUCACCACCAAAGACGUCUGCAAGUGAAUUAUUUUUUGAAAUUAUACAUUUUAUAACUAACUAUGUCUAGAUUUUCCAGAUAACUUGUUGUCACUACAACUAUACCUACCUACCUACCUACCAGAGGAGGCUGGUGGAAGGAGCUAUAGGAGGACCGGCUCAUUGUAAUGGCUGGAAUAGAAUAAAUGGAACGGUAUCAACCA
Messenger RNA from Salvelinus namaycush (lake trout), 3193 nucleotides. Its product is annotated as patatin-like phospholipase domain-containing protein 2. The record is from RefSeq and is a predicted model, not a curated record. Bases 1637 to 2731 code for a protein of 364 amino acids. Gene Ontology annotation, molecular function: triacylglycerol lipase activity. Lineage: Eukaryota; Metazoa; Chordata; Actinopteri; Salmoniformes; Salmonidae. Gene Ontology annotation, biological process: lipid homeostasis; triglyceride catabolic process. Gene Ontology annotation, cellular component: cytoplasm; lipid droplet; membrane. The transcript has 6 exons.